Puccinia graminis f. sp. tritici CRL 75-36-700-3 is the source of this 267-nucleotide messenger RNA. RefSeq lists its product as uncharacterized. The coding region runs from base 1 to 267 and encodes 88 amino acids. The record is from RefSeq and is a predicted model, not a curated record. The transcript has a single exon. Lineage: Eukaryota; Fungi; Basidiomycota; Pucciniomycetes; Pucciniales; Pucciniaceae.
AUGUCAGGCCGUGGGCAAGCCAAGCAAGGCCUACAGCUUAUUGGAUGUCCUCGUCCGGCUCACAGCAGUUCUAAGUAUGCUUGCGGUUUUGCAUCAAAAAAAAAAAAGUUCCAACAAAAGAAAAACUCUAAAUAUUUUUUAGUGUGGGAAUUCUGGAGAUGCACCGGCGGCGGCCGCUCCCGGUGGCUAUUGGCAGCGGCCGCUACCGUGGCUACCGGCAGCUAUGUAGCUCUGGCUACUGGCACCAUGUUUUACACACUUGGUUGA